CCAAAGGUCAGCAGUCAUCUGCUGUACUGUCCGCAGUCUCUGGUCAUCUCCUGUACUAUGUCCGCAGUCUCUGGUCAUCUCCUGUACUAUGUCCGCAGUCUCUGGUCAUCUCCUGUACUGUGUCUGCAGUCUCUGGUCAUCUCCUGUACUAUGUCCACAGUCUCUGGUCAUCUCCUGUACUGUGUCCGUGGUCUCUGGUCAUUCCCUGUACUAUGUCCGCAGUCUCUGGUCAUCUCCUGUUCUGUGUCCGCGGUCACUGGUCAUUCCCUGUACUAUGUCCGCAGUCUCUGGUCAUCUCCUGUACUAUGUCUGCAGUCUCUGGUCAUUCCCUGUACUAUAUGUCUGCAUUCUCUGGUCAUCUCCUGUACUAUGUCUGCAGUCCAUUAGUUCAGAAUUUUUUUUUCCUGUUUUCUGCCUCUAA
Molecule: messenger RNA, 421 nt
Organism: Staurois parvus
Lineage: Eukaryota; Metazoa; Chordata; Amphibia; Anura; Ranidae
Source: the annotation of a GenBank genome assembly